GCGUGGCACUGGCCAAGAUCGCUCAUCGGACGACCAAGCAUGCACCUGCCCGUGGCCGUGUGGAGCCACUGCGCGCUGCGAGACCUAUCGCUGCGCGUGACGACAACCUGCGUCGCUCGAAGCGACGAGAGCGCGGCGACCGCCUUGGUCUGCGGCACGGCAACCGGCGUGCUCCUCCUCUUCCGGGCGACGGCGGGGACAACGACGUGGCGCCUCGCCGCGCUCCUGCUUCGACACAAGGCGCCGAUCGCCGGCCUCGUCAUCGGGACCAACGAAUGGGGCCAGGCCAUUUGCGCAAGCGUCGACGUCAACGGCGCCAUCGGCUUGUGGCAGCUCUCGGAUGGGCGCUGCCUCGCGUGGUUGCAGGCGGCGGCGACCGACAUUGCGCCAGUGCUCGGAAUGCAAAUCGUGUCGAACGACCGCUACAUGCUCGUCUACGGCGAGCAAGGGCGCAUGGUGUUGCUCGACGCUUGGAAGGCCAUCGUGCUGGCGUCGCCCGGCACGAGCAUGCACCAAGCGCGCAUUGACGUCGCCGUGGCGCCAUGUCGCAAGACGUCGCAUAUGGCCUACGACGCCGUCCUUCUCUCGCUGGGCAUGGAAGGCUUGGUGAGCUGCUUUGGCUGGACGCAGCCGAUCGUCACGUCGUCGUCGGCGUCCGAUCCGUGCCCGACCUUUGUGUGGACCCAAGCGGCGUCGUGGGUCAUCUCGUGGUCGAGCGAAGCGUCCGACAUUACGUGCAUCGAGACAUCGAUCCAUCCCGCGACCAACUGGCUGCACGUCGACCUCUUCCCGCUCCACGCGCGACUGAGCCCGAACGGUCGGCUCGUGCUCUUCGUUUGGUCCAACCGUUGGGCCAUCCUCCAGCGCGCGUGGCUCUUCCACAGCAUCGAGGACGAGACGACGAUGCUGCCACACUGUAUUCAAGCAACCGACGACGUCGAGUGGGUCGAUGGCACGUUCGCAGACGACGAGCACGUGCUGUUGUGGACGGUCGACAAUCGCGUCUACAGCUUUCCCGCCGUCGAUUCAUUGGCCACCGACGCUGACGGCAGCACCACGACCUUCUUGUAUCUGUUCACCGCGCCUGCCACCGACGCGGAGAAGCCAACGUCGACGGCCCGCCCGCUCCGAACGGCGAAGCUGCCUGACGUGCCUCUGUGCGCCGUGCCCGCUUGUGCCUGUCGCCGCCCACCGUUUGCCACGUCCUUUGGCACGAUUGCGUGCACACCCAACGCCGGGAUCACGUACGUGUGUCCCUCUGGCUGCACAUGGCGGUCCUCGGCGACGACAAGCGCACCAACGCCACUGUCGACGCCAACGCCGUCACCACCGCGCGUAUCCCACAUGGUCAUGGGCAAGAAGCCCGCACCCGGCGCGUCGGCGCCCGCCUCCUUGCUGUGGAACACGCCUCUCCUGAUUCAUGGGUACGACGACGGGCACAUUUCGCUAUGCCCGCUUGUCGGCGCGCCGCACAUCACGCUCGACUGUCUCAGCAGCGCGAUCACGAGCAUCGGCCACGUCAUUGUUAAUGCGGUCGAGUCGACGCCGCAUGCGGCGGCCGCGCCGCUCUACGAGGGCUACGCCGACAGCCCGACGUCGUCGGUGCGAUACCCGUCGACCGAGAAGCUGCAGCGCAUUUCGCUGCUGUUGCACAAGCUCCAGCACUCGCACCUCUCGACGCCAAAGGCGGCGUUGCUGUCGCCGCCAAGGUCAUCGCCGCCGUCGGCCGAGACCUUGUCCGAGACGCCCAUGGUCGUGCUGCUCUUCACAGGCAGUCGCGAUGGCAGUGUGGGUGUCUCCCAGAUUCGCCUUCGUGUUGACGCCGGCGUCGUCGUGCCGUCGGCGACGCUCCUCCACUCGUUUCAUCGACACCGCAAAGCGGUGCGAGCGAUUCACGUGAGCGGCCCGAGCCCGCUCGGGCACCUCGUCGCGUGCGUGGGCGACGACCAUGCGGUGAGCGUCUACACGGUGCGUAUGGACACGACCGCCCUUGACGUGGGUUUUUUCAUGGACUGCGUCGGCCAAGGCGGCUGUGUCGUGGACGUUCGCUGGGACUUUCGCACCCAGCACGUGCUUCUCGAGUGCGACGACGCGCUCUUGUACAUUUGGAGUCUGCGCACGGGGGUUCUUGAGCGCAUCGUGCCAUCGGCCAUGGUGCCUGCGUCAGCACCCGCCGAGGAGGCGCGCGAUCCCGUCACGAUCGCGUCCCCGCUGUCGGCUCCGAUGGUCCACGUCAUGACGUUUGAGCUACGGGCGACCGUCGAGCGACUGCAGCGCCUCUGGGCGUCGCCAUCUGCUUCGUCGACGGGGACGGCUCUCGACGCGACAUUCUUGUCGUUUGCGCUGUCCUGGGGACUCGACGCCCGCAUUGACGCUCUCGUCGAGCGCUACCUCUACGUGCAUGCGCCGUCAUUGGCCUACUCGAUGGCGAUCACAGGCGCGGCGAAAGCGCUGACAGUGCCGCUGCCGAGCCCGUCGGCCCCGCACACGACCAAGUGGCAGCAGUCGUCGUUCGUCUCGGCCGAGAUCGCCCUGGCUCUGGUGACCAUGUGCACGAGCUUCAUGGACGACGAGCGAAAAGACGACGAACUGUCGGAGCAGCUGCAAGUGCUCUGGAGCCAGCUCAUCACGCAGCACAUGGUCUGCCUCCCCGAGCAGGUAGAUGCGUACGUCGAGCCGUCGCUGGACGUGCUUGCCUCGUACGGUUUUCACGAGUGGGAAGCGCUUCAGAUGGCGUCGCGGCUUCUGUUGCACGGCGUGAUCAAGCGACUGCCGCCGACAACGCGCAGUACGACCGCCGCCGAGUACAUGACGCGGUACCACUGCGAAGUCCAGCAGCUCGAGAAGGACCUUGGGAGUCUCAAGCAAGUACCAGCUCCCCGCAUCGUAUCCCGACUCGGCUCGAUGCUCGUGCUGCUCAGCGUCAUGGGCACGUGCUUUCCUGGCGAACUCUCGCCCGCGAGCGCACGCCAAGUGUGCGACGUUCUCGUGUCGCUGCUCCAAGGCCCAGCGGCGACCGCCUGCGUCGCGGCCGAGCUCCUCGCCAAGGGCCUCCUCCUCUUCCGCCCACACCUUGUGGACCUUGCCCAGCUCGUGGUGCAGCUCAUUCCAUUGACGCUGGACCCGUCGAAUGACGAGCGGAAGCGGCUAAAGCAGGCCGCCAUGCGUCUUCUCGUCGAGCUCGGGACGUGCGAGGCGGCCUCCGUCUUGCUUGUGCUCCAGCAAGAGAUGAGCACGAGCGAUCGAAGCUAUGCGUACCGCGAAGGCGUCCUCGUCUAUCUCAUGACGUGGGUGAACCUCCAGCACCUUCUCAUGGCGCGGCACCUUCCCGCGGUCAUCGAGACCAUCUUGUGCUGCCUCGACCCAACCAAGCCCGACCGCCGGAAGAAGUGUCUGGCCAUGAGCACCAAGUGUCUUCACGACCUCGUCAAGCGAUUUCCGAUGGUCGACUUUCACAAGACGACGCAGCGCCUCGCCAUCGGCACCAUGGAAGGCGUCGUCUUGCUCUACGACCUCCGCACGGCGACCAAGUGGCGAGUGCUGGACGGCCACACGACGGCGCUCUCAGCGGUGCUCUUCCGCAAGGACGGCGCCAUGCUGGUGUCGUAUGCGGCGAGAGAAGCGAGCGUGCGCUGGUGGAACGUGACGGCCGGGGGGCUUCUCUCGCUCCUCAAAGUGCAGCAGUCGUGCGUCCGCCAACUGCAGCUGGCGCCGCUUACGCAGCAUCUCCAGCGACCCGCCGAAUUGCACAAGGUGAUUCAGAGCUGCCGCUUCCGACUGGCGCCCGACGACGUCAACGUCUGGCUCACGCGCGAAGACGAGUCGCUCUUGCCGCUCAAUUUUCACAUUUAGGACGACUACUGCCAUCAAACCCCUGUCCAGUCCUGUGCUUACACUCUGUAUGGAUCCCUCCCUCGAAGGACGCAACACGUCGUUCGUCGUACUCUAUAUACACUUGCAUUCAAAGUAGAGUCUUCUCUACGCGGUCGUCUUGCU
Messenger RNA from Saprolegnia diclina VS20, 3996 nucleotides. RefSeq lists its product as hypothetical. Gene Ontology annotation, cellular component: cytoplasm. The record is from RefSeq and is a predicted model, not a curated record. Bases 40 to 3852 code for a protein of 1270 amino acids. Gene Ontology annotation, molecular function: protein binding. Lineage: Eukaryota; Oomycota; Saprolegniomycetes; Saprolegniales; Saprolegniaceae. The transcript is spliced from 20 exons.